Messenger RNA from Nyctereutes procyonoides (raccoon dog), 2186 nucleotides. It is a transcript of the gene CHST8, whose product is annotated as carbohydrate sulfotransferase 8. The record is from RefSeq and is a predicted model, not a curated record. Bases 444 to 1724 code for a protein of 426 amino acids. Gene Ontology annotation, biological process: proteoglycan biosynthetic process; carbohydrate biosynthetic process. The transcript is spliced from 4 exons. Gene Ontology annotation, cellular component: membrane. Lineage: Eukaryota; Metazoa; Chordata; Mammalia; Carnivora; Canidae. Gene Ontology annotation, molecular function: sulfotransferase activity.
GCCGGAUUCAAGGUGACGCCGGUGGCUGGCUCCAUCCUCCUCAAGUUGCCAUAGCAGCCUCUCUCCCGAUGAGCAGCUCCUCCUGGAGCCCUCAGCCGGGAGGGACGUCAUUGUUCGCUCCUGCCCGUGCAAGGAGGAGACUGACUGGACGGAGAACUUUCUGGGGCCCAGGGUCCACACACCAAGUGGGUGCUCCCAUGGGCACAGGACCGGGUGCCUCGGGCUGCCUCCAGGGGUCCCCACGGCCACGGGGUCCUCUGGGUGACGGGGGGAAGCAUCCAGGCCUCGGAGCAGUCGCAGCCAAGCGUGUCCUUGGAGCCAUCCGUCCAUCUGCCUGCCGGCCUGUCGCCACUGGAGACCGUGGCCUGAUGGAUGCUUGGUGUGGAUGAUGAGGGAAGAACGCGCCUCCCACACCCGAGAGGUGACCCCGGAGCAAGCCCCGGAUGACCCCGCGAGCCGGAACCAUGCGGCUGGCCUGCAUGUUCUCAUCCAUCCUGCUGUUCGGAGCCGCAGGCCUCCUCCUCUUCAUCAGCCUGCAGGACCCCACGGAGCUCGCCCCUCGGCAGCUGCCAGGAAUAAAGUUCAGCAUCCGGCCACAGCAGCCCUACAACGACCUCCCACCUGCCAGCUCCCAGGCUGGUGACCUGAAGGCGCCUACAGAGAAGGUCCUCCAAGACUUGUCCAGCCAGGCCCCGAGGGGCUUCAGCCUGCUGAGGCCUGGCCGGCCUCAAGCCCCCCUAAACACGGGGGCCCGGCUCCGGCCCCGGCAGCGCCGCCGGCGGCUGCUGAUCAAGAAAAUGCCAGCCGCCGCCGCCGCCGUCCCAGCCAACGGCUCCUCCUCCGGCGCCCUUGCGCAGUCAGCACCCUGGGCGCCGGGCGGCCCCGGGCUCAGCCUGCAGCAGAGCCAGCAGGAGCGCAAGCGGGUGAUGCGGGAGGCGUGCGCCAAGUACCGGGCCAGCAGCAGCCGCAGGGCGGUCACGCCCCGCCACGUGUCCCGCAUCUUCGUGGAGGACCGCCACCGCGUGCUGUACUGCGAGGUGCCCAAGGCGGGCUGCUCCAACUGGAAGCGGGUGCUCAUGGUGCUGGCGGGCCUGGCCUCCUCCACCGCCGACAUCCAGCACAACACCGUGCACUACGGCAGCGCCCUCAAGCGCCUGGACACCUUCGACCGCCAGGGCAUCCUGCACCGCCUCAGCACCUACACCAAGAUGCUCUUCGUGCGCGAGCCCUUCGAGAGGCUGGUGUCCGCCUUCCGCGACAAGUUCGAGCAUCCCAACAGCUACUACCACCCGGUGUUCGGCAAGGCCAUCCUGGCCCGCUACCGGGCCAACGCCUCCCGGGAGGCCCUGCGGACGGGCUCGGGCGUGCGCUUCCCGGAGUUCGUCCAGUACCUGCUGGACGUGCACCGGCCCGUGGGCAUGGACAUCCACUGGGACCACGUCAGCCGCCUCUGCAGCCCCUGCCUCAUCGACUACGACUUCGUGGGCAAGUUUGAGAGCAUGGAGGACGAUGCCAACUUCUUCCUGAGCCUCAUCCGGGCGCCGCGGAACCUGACCUUCCCCCGGUUCAAGGACCGGCACUCGCAGGAGGCCCGGACCACGGCGCAGAUCGCCCGCCGGUACUUCACGCAGCUCUCGGCCCUGCAGCGCCAGCGCACCUACGACUUCUACUACAUGGACUACCUGAUGUUCAACUACUCCAAGCCCUUCGCGGACCUGUACUGAGGCGCGGGGCCCGCCGGCCGCAGGGCCGUCCCUCCGUCCGUCCCUCCGUCCGUCCCUCCGUCCGUCCCUGGGCCCUGGCCCGAGCGCCGCGAUGGAUCCGGGCACGUGGGCCGCGACUGCUCGGUGCCGCGGGCCCUCGGCGGGGAGGGGAGGCCCGGCCCUGAAGGGGGCCCCUGGCCUUUGCCCCAUCCCCACUUCCUCACUCUUCAGCCGAGGAGGACGCCGCGGGUCGAGCAGGACCGCAGGAGUCCCGGCCGCGUAGACCCGGCUCGGCUAAGAGUCAGGACGACCAGGGGAUUCUGAGGCCCGGAAGCCGAGGGCCCCAGCGGUCAGGGACCUCCUGCAGUCCCUUAGCCAUUGCCUUGAACCAAACCACAUGGUUUGCAGCUUUUCUAUGACCCCGGGGGGUGGGGAGGUUCCCUUGGAAUGAGGUUCCAAAUAAAGCACAUAGUUUCCAGAGUA